AUGAAUUUGUCCAAGAUGAUCACCCCUAUAUCUAUCACACUAUCUCAGCCUACACCUACUAUGGCACUGUCCAUUCUUACUAUGCCUAUCCCAGGAAGCAAGGCAGCACCGAAGAAGUUUAAAGGAGACUUUACAGAAGUCAAGAAGUUUAUCAAGCAUUACAAAAAGUUAUGUGACUAUAAUCAAGUUACCUCUAACAAGGACAGAUGUGAAACUGUUACUCAGUACACUUCACAUCAUGUCACUGAGUUCAUUGAAGGAUUGGACUCCUAUGAGAAUUCAGAUUGGGAUGCUCUCAAGGCAGACAUCCUAAAGUAUUAUGAUGCUGAUUUGGACACAAAGCAUUAUAAAAGAAAAGAUUUACUCUCCUAUGUUAAAGCUAUGAGAGGACAAUGUAUUCCUACUCUAGCAGCAUGGAAGAAAUAUGUAUGA
Molecule: messenger RNA, 432 nt
Organism: Suillus subaureus
Lineage: Eukaryota; Fungi; Basidiomycota; Agaricomycetes; Boletales; Suillaceae
Exons: 1
Coding region: 1-432 (143 amino acids)
Source: RefSeq, a predicted model, not a curated record